Messenger RNA from Hevea brasiliensis (rubber tree), 1154 nucleotides. Its product is annotated as peptide methionine sulfoxide reductase A1. Lineage: Eukaryota; Viridiplantae; Streptophyta; Magnoliopsida; Malpighiales; Euphorbiaceae. The coding region runs from base 126 to 908 and encodes 260 amino acids. The record is from RefSeq and is a predicted model, not a curated record. Gene Ontology annotation, molecular function: peptide-methionine (S)-S-oxide reductase activity. The transcript is spliced from 2 exons.
GAAACUGAAUUUCAAGCAAAAGAAUAAAAAAAAAAAAAAACCAGAGAAUAAAGAAAAUGGAAAUUAGAUUAAGAAUUCAGAAGUAAAAUUCUUGAACACGUCACAAAAACAGCACAAAAUCAAAGAUGAUCCACAGUCUAGCGACCUCCUCUUUCACCUCCAGCUCACGGCUCAUCCUCAUCUCCUCCUCUCUUUCCAAACCCUUUCCAUCUCUCCCCAAAAAGCUCCAAUCUUCUUCUUCUAAACCUCUUGCUUCCCCUCAAAACUCUCGACCCAUCUCCUAUUACCGCCCCCCAAUGAAUAUUCUCAACAAACUCGGUUUCGGCACAAGGUCCCCUGACCCAUCCACCAUGGACCCAACAAUCCCUCAGGGCCCCGACGACGACUUGCCAGCCCCUGGCCAACAGUUCGCUCAGUUUGGAGCUGGUUGCUUCUGGGGGGUUGAAUUGGCCUUCCAGAGAGUUCCUGGCGUUACCAAGACCGAGGUGGGUUAUAGUCAGGGCCUCUUGCAUAAUCCCACUUAUGAGGAUGUUUGUACUGGGACUACCAACCAUAAUGAGGUUGUCAGAGUGCAGUAUGAUCCUAAGGAGUGUAGCUAUGAGACUCUUCUUGAUGUUUUCUGGGCUAGGCAUGACCCUACUACCUUGAAUCGCCAGGGAAAUGAUGUGGGAACACAAUACAGAUCUGGAAUAUACUUUUACACGCCUGAACAGGAAAAGGCAGCACUGGAGACUCUGGAACAACAGCAGAAGCUCUUGAACCGUAAGAUAGUUACCGAAAUUUCACCUGCCAAGAAAUUCUACCGAGCUGAAGAAUAUCACCAGCAAUACCUUGCAAAAGGAGGCCGUUUUGGAUUUAGGCAAUCUGCUGAGAAAGGCUGCAAUGAUCCCAUCAGAUGCUACGGAUGAAUUGCCUCCCUCGACAACUGCAAAUAUUGGCUUAAGUAAACACUGGUAGACUAAUUAUUUAUUUUGAUAUACCUAAAGCUUUUGUAUACGUUGCUGGGCUGAGCAUGAUUUGCAUGUUUAGGUUCCAGGACAUGAAUCUGUAAUAGUUUAUAUACUAUGAGGAGUGUGCGUUUUACUAUCUGUGUAAAGCAUUUAGCCUGGGCAAAUUGGUUGGCAAAUAAGAAAUAAAGCGUUUUAUACUGUCAA